This is a messenger RNA of Cryptococcus wingfieldii CBS 7118, 690 nucleotides long. RefSeq names its product gluconokinase. The coding region runs from base 1 to 690 and encodes 229 amino acids. NCBI's taxonomy places the organism in Eukaryota, Fungi, Basidiomycota, Tremellomycetes, Tremellales, Cryptococcaceae. Gene Ontology annotation, cellular component: cytoplasm. Gene Ontology annotation, molecular function: gluconokinase activity. The record is from RefSeq and is a predicted model, not a curated record. The transcript has 4 exons.
AUGUCCCCCAAGCCCGAGCAUGAGUUGACAGUCCCGGCCCACCUGCCGGCCCCUGUGCUGAUUAUCGCUAUGGGCCCCGCAUCCUGCGGCAAGUCCACGAUAGGCACCGACCUCGCGUCCUCCCUCCACAUCCCCUUCAUCGACGGCGACUCGCUCCACCCAAAAUCGAAUGUGGAAAAGAUGUCGCGGGGGGAGGCGUUGAGUGAUGAGGAUCGGCUGCCUUGGUUGGCGCUUAUACGGUCUACGGCGGAACGGGUGUGUAAGGAGGAAAGUGAGAAGGGGGAGGGUGGGGAGGACGGGGCAGGGGCAGGGGGGAUAGGAAGGCCGGGGGUGGUGGUAGCUUGUUCGGCGUUGAAGGGGUGGUAUAGGGAUAUCCUAAGGGGCGUUGUGGAAGCUGAUCCGCCUCCCAAAGACGACUUGGUGGAAGACCACCCGGCGCCGAACGCGCACCACCGCGCGACGUCCAAUCUGAAAACAUACUUUGUCUACUGCUGCGGUACGCCCGAGCUGCUGCAGGAGCGGAUCGCGGCGAGGAAGGGCCAUUUCUUUGGGGCGCAGAUGUUGGAGGGGCAGCUGGCGAUUCUGGAGGAUCCGAGAGGGGAGGAGGAUGUGGUGGCUGUGGAUAUUGAUGGGACGAGGGAGGUUGUCGGGCAGAGGGCUGUUGAGGGGGUCAGGGGGUUGCUGGAGUAG